Molecule: messenger RNA, 2350 nt
Organism: Acipenser ruthenus (sterlet)
Lineage: Eukaryota; Metazoa; Chordata; Actinopteri; Acipenseriformes; Acipenseridae
Product: disks large homolog 1-like
Exons: 10
Coding region: 1-1062 (353 amino acids)
Biological process (GO): chemical synaptic transmission; neurotransmitter receptor localization to postsynaptic specialization membrane
Cellular component (GO): postsynaptic density membrane; neuron projection; neuromuscular junction
Molecular function (GO): protein binding
Source: RefSeq, a predicted model, not a curated record
AUGUUGUAUUUUGUCAUUUUCAUAUUUAUUUUUUAUUUUAGAGCGCUGUUUGACUAUGAUAAGACCAAGGACAGCGGGCUCCCGAGUCAAGGGCUGAACUUCCAGUUUGGGGACAUUCUGCAUGUUAUCAAUGCCUCUGAUGACGAGUGGUGGCAAGCACGGCAGGUCACGCCAGAUGGAGAGAGCGAAGAGAUUGGAGUAAUCCCAAGCAAACGCAGGGUGGAAAAGAAAGAAAGAGCCAGGUUAAAGACGGUGAAAUUCAAUUCAAAAUCAAGAGACAAAGGGCAGUCAUUCAAUGACAAGCGUAAAAAGAACCUCUUUUCCCGAAAAUUCCCUUUCUACAAGAACAAGGACCAGAGUGAGCAGGAAACCAGUGACCUUGACCAGCAUGUAACCUCUAAUGCCAGCGAUAGUGAAAGUAGUUACCGUGGCCUGGAGGAAUACGUACUGUCUUACGAGCCAGUCACCCAGCAAGAAGUAAACUACUCCCGUCCAGUGAUAGUUUUGGGACCCAUGAAAGACAGAGUAAAUGACGAUCUGAUCUCAGAGUUUCCAGAUAAGUUUGGAUCCUGUGUUCCUCACACAACUAGACCACAGCGUGACUAUGAGGUGGAUGGCAGGGAUUAUCACUUUGUCACAUCUCGGGAGCAGAUGGAGAAGGACAUUCAGGAUCACAAGUUCAUCGAGGCCGGCCAGUACAACAACCACCUGUACGGAACCAGUGUGCAGUCAGUACGGGAGGUAGCAGAAAAGGGCAAGCACUGUAUCCUCGACGUGUCAGGCAAUGCUAUCAAGAGGCUACAGAUAGCACUGCUCUAUCCUAUUGCUGUUUUCAUUAAACCAAAAUCUGUAGAAAAUAUUAUGGAGAUGAAUAAGCGGCUGACAGAAGAGCAAGGCAGGAAGACCUUCGAGAGAGCCAUGAAACUGGAGCAGGAAUUCACAGAGCACUUCACAGCUAUUGUUCAAGGGGACACACUAGAGGAGAUAUACAACCAAGUUAAACAAAUCAUCGAGGAGCAGUCCGGCCCCUAUAUCUGGGUACCAGCCAAGGAGAAACUGUGAAUGCUGAUUUUCUUUUUCUUUUUCUUUUUUUUUUUUUUUUUUAAACCAACCUCGCCUGCUGCGUUCGAUGGCUCUCCACCCCUUCUUUCAGAAUCCACUUGCUCCCUGUGUGUGUGUCAUAUGGGACACAACCCCUUUUUUGUGUCUCAACAUCCUCUCUCACCUUUUUACACCAGUGUCUUGUCGAUUUUGAGACUGUGGUGUGGAAAUGAUGGGUUGGAUCACCACUGUCUUUCUACAGAGAAGGGGGGGAUAUGGCCUGGUCGGCUACAAAAGGAGGAUUCUAUGGUACAGUUCCUUAAUGUUUAAGGGCGGUGACUUUUUAGAAAUGCAUUAUAUAUAUAUAUAUUUUUUCUUUCUUUUAAAUUUGUAUUGUUUUCAUGCUAAAGGAAGGAAUAUACGGUCUCAUUUAUUGGUCAGAAAAACACAAAGUAAAAAUGUGCACGUUCUAGCUUUAAUAGCAUGGUUUGGACUUUAUGAUUUUAUUUUUUGCUGUCUAAAGUUUCUUCAGAAUCAUUUAUCAUAGCCUCCUUUCUGUUUUACAUGUUUUUUGUCUCGCACAACCUCAUAGAUCUGCCCAUUUUAAAAGGUUCAGGUACACGUCUGUUAAUUAUUUGUUAGAAUGUUUCUAAGCAGGUUCUUCUAACAUGAAUCAGUGUCUUAUCAUUAAACUGCUUUGUCACUAUGAUCAAUAGUAGAUUUAAUCAUUUUAGGUGCUUGGGAGGGUUCAUUUUUUUUUAAAUAAGGAAUGACUGGUUGUGUUAGUGGUGUUGAAAGUGUCACUUUUUAAAGUCCAUAUAUUAAUGGAAGAGGCUUUGGGCCAUAGCAAAAAAAAAAAAAAAAAAAAAAAAAGGAUUCUAUUGUACACAGUUAGAGAUUUAACAGAUAUUUGACCCUCAGUAAACUGCCUAUUUUGUUAUAAUAAAAGACUAUAUUGAACUUUACUUAACACUAGAAACUAUGGGAAUUAUUUUCUUUACAUAGUUACACACACACAUGUGUUAUAUUUAUAUAUAUAACAUUUUCCUUUACUUUUACCAACUCCUUUGGCAUUUUUGUUUUGCUUUUUAUGCAUAUACCUUUAGAGAUUUUCAUCCUUAAUCUGAAACAUGGGGUCUGGUGGUUGGGUAAAACAGUAUUUGGUAUAAAGCUGUCGCAAAUUAAGUAACAGUGACAGCUAGUUGUCCUCUUUUCCUCCCAUGUAAGUUCAAUGUGAGGUUUUUCAUGUGACGUGCAUGUUUUUUAACUAGGGUAAUUCUAAAAAAAAAAAAAAAAAAAAAAAAGGAAA